CCCUGUUUGCCUUAUUUUUACUUAUUUUUAACACAUUAUAUGUUAUAAGGUUUAUUACACUAAUUUCCAAACGUAAAUAAUAGGGAUUUGUAACAUAUUGUGAUUAAAGUGAUUCCGAUGCCUAAUCGAGUUUUUUUGGAGCCUUCCGGGAUCAAACCAUGUUAUGAGGAGUCUGAUGAUAACAAUAUCCCGAUCCUUGAGAAGGUGAAGAAUUUGCAGGUUAAGUUUCUCAAGAAAACGCCUGAAUUUUCGGUCGUUGAAAUCGUCGGUCUAGACGUUUCCUUGGCAAACGCCUUAAGAAGGAUUCUUAUUUCAGAAGUUCCCACUCUGGCCGUUGAAACUGUACAGAUAUACCAGAAUACUGGAGUAAUCCAGGACGAAUUACUGGCUCAUAGACUUGGUUUAAUUCCCUUUGCAAUUGAUCCAGACCUUUUUAAUUUUAAGAAUUGUGAGGAGAUAAAUGAUAAAAAUAGUGUUUGCUUUAAGCUCAAGGUUAAAUAUAAUAAGUUCGAUCAAUCCGAUUAUCUUUCCAUAUAUAGUAAUGAUUUGGAAUGGGUUCCAUUAUCUAAUAAUCAGGAGUUGAUGUUUAAGGAUAAUCCUCCGAAACCUGUUUAUGAUGAUAUUUUAAUUACUAAAUUGGCUCCAGGGCAGGAGAUAGAUUUGAAUAUGUACCUUGAGAAGGGGAUUGGUAAAGUACACUCUAAAUGGUCUCCAGUCUCAACCGCUGUCUACAAAUUCAUGCCAAAAAUUGAAUUUUCAACUGAGCAUAAGUUAACUGCCAAUGAAAAGAAAAUGUUACCGAAGAUUUGUCCAAUGAAUGUUUUUUCAUUUUCUAAAGGAGAAGUUAAUAUUGAGAAUCCACUGAAUUGUACUAGUUGUCGUCGUUGUUUGGAGUUAUACCCGAAGAAGAUAAUUAUUUCAAAGCUGACCAAUCACAUUAUUUUUUCUAUUGAAAGUUCCGGCUCUGUUUCAAGUUAUAACUUAUUACUGAAAGCAGUUGAGAUUUUAAAGAAUAAAUCGCUAAAACUUAAAAGUAAACUCCAAGAUAUUUAA
This is a messenger RNA of Theileria parva strain Muguga, 1053 nucleotides long. It is a transcript of the gene polr1c, whose product is annotated as RNA polymerase Rpb3/RpoA insert domain protein. The record is from RefSeq and is a predicted model, not a curated record. Gene Ontology annotation, cellular component: RNA polymerase I complex; RNA polymerase III complex. Gene Ontology annotation, molecular function: protein dimerization activity. The transcript has 9 exons. NCBI's taxonomy places the organism in Eukaryota, Apicomplexa, Aconoidasida, Piroplasmida, Theileriidae. Gene Ontology annotation, biological process: DNA-templated transcription. The coding region runs from base 118 to 1053 and encodes 311 amino acids.